Messenger RNA from Dovyalis caffra, 300 nucleotides. NCBI's taxonomy places the organism in Eukaryota, Viridiplantae, Streptophyta, Magnoliopsida, Malpighiales, Salicaceae. The record is from the annotation of a GenBank genome assembly.
AUGAGAGAGUACGUACUGGUCCAAGGUAAGGUUAAAGGAAAAGCCAAGAGCUACUACAGGUCUCCCCGGAAGAAACAGACUCCCCUUAUUCAAACAUACAUUAUCUCAUUUCUCAAUCAAGUGCUAUUGGACAACAACACAGACACCUACAUGCAUGCCUUGGAAUUCACUGCCUUCCACUCGGAUAAGAAAGGAUGGAAUUGUAAUGAUGGUGUAGUGCAGAUUGAGGAACAGACUGAAGCAAUUGAAGAGAUUUUAUGGUCAAAAGUAAGACCCUUUCUCAUUAUUGGGAAACAUUGA